Engraulis encrasicolus (European anchovy) is the source of this 2073-nucleotide messenger RNA. It is a transcript of the gene runx2a, whose product is annotated as RUNX family transcription factor 2a. Gene Ontology annotation, biological process: chondrocyte differentiation; neuron differentiation; regulation of transcription by RNA polymerase II. The record is from RefSeq and is a predicted model, not a curated record. Bases 655 to 2070 code for a protein of 471 amino acids. Gene Ontology annotation, cellular component: nucleus. The transcript has 8 exons. Lineage: Eukaryota; Metazoa; Chordata; Actinopteri; Clupeiformes; Engraulidae. Gene Ontology annotation, molecular function: DNA-binding transcription factor activity, RNA polymerase II-specific; ATP binding; RNA polymerase II cis-regulatory region sequence-specific DNA binding.
GGAGAAUGAGGGGGAGGGAGGGAAGUGUAGAGAAAGAGGGAGAGAGCAAGGGAAGGAGGGAGACAGAAAAAACAGUCUCUGCUUUCCAUCUGCUGAGGCUGCCAAUGAGAGGGCGCUUUGGUGAACAUUUGAGCACUCCUUCUCUGACUCACAGCGCUGAAGUUGCAUCCCUCUGGAUGUCAGGAAGAAGUGCUGUACCAGUGUCAAGACAGAGAGAGAGAGAGGGCAAGAGAGAGAGAGGGAAAGAGAAACAGAGGGAGGGAGAGAGGGAGAGAGAGAGAGAGAGUGGGAGGAAAAAAAGGGGAAGACGAUAGGCUGUCCCACUUAACUUCUGUGCUCUGAUGUCACAAAACACAUGACCCAGCCUCUCCAGUAACGGCACUUUGCGAGGGAAAAAAAGCGCAUUUUAAAGCUUACACGUUUUUGGAUGGUGAGAAUGUUUCAUUCCCCUCACAAACAACCACAGAACCACAAGUGCGGUGCGAGAUUUUUCCCCAGGACCACGGGAGGGAGCAGCCGGGGCCUAAAUGGUUAAUGAGCGCGGGUCAACCCCAGUCACAGCGCCCCAACAAGCCACUCAGGACUUCAAGGGUCAUAACGACCUGAGAGGAGAGCCCCCCAUCCCAGGAUAACCAGAGCGCGUGGCUACUGGCUAUGGCAUCCAACAGCCUGUUCAGCUCGGUGACUCCAUGUCAGAACUUCUUCUGGGAUCCCAGCACAAGUCGGAGGUUCAGCCCGCCGUCCAACAGUCUCCAGACAGUCCCCGGGAAAAUGAACGAUGUGAACGCUGCCACAACCCAGCAAGACGGGACCUCAGCCGUGCCGAGACUUCGGCCUCACGACAAUCGGACGAUGGUGGAGAUCAUUGCAGAUCACCCCGCAGAACUUGUUCGGACGGACAGUCCAAACUUCCUUUGCUCCGUAUUACCAUCGCAUUGGAGGUGUAACAAAACCUUGCCUGUUGCUUUCAAGGUUGUGGCAUUAGGGGACGUCCCGGAUGGCACAGUUGUCACAGUGAUGGCAGGGAACGACGAGAACUACUCGGCAGAGCUCCGCAAUGCUUCGGCCGUCAUGAAGAAUCAAGUGGCUCGCUUUAACGACCUGAGAUUCGUGGGCAGGAGUGGUCGAGGCAAGAGCUUCACGCUGACAAUCACAGUAUUCACGAACCCACCCCAAGUGGCCACUUACCACCGAGCCAUAAAGGUCACCGUGGACGGCCCGCGGGAGCCAAGACGACACAGACAGAAGCUGGAGGACCCUCCGAAGGCCGGCCUGUUCUCGGAACGUCUGAGCGAGCUGGAGAGGCUCCGACAGAGGGUCGCCGUGCCAACGCAGAGCCCACGGCCGAUGCUCAACGCCACGGCGAACUCGUUCAACCCACAGGGCCAGAAUCAGAACUCAGACCCACGGCAGUCCCAGUCCUCUCCUCCCUGGUCGUACGAGCAGCCCUACACCCCUUACCUGAGCCAAAUGACCUCCCCCUCCAUCCACUCCACCACUCCACUCUCCUCCACCCGCGCCACCGGCCUGCCCGCCAUCAGCGACGUGCCAAGACGGCUCUCAGGUACCUCCGAUCUGAGCCCCUUCUCCGCCGACCCGCGCCAGUUCGAGCGCCAGUUCUCCAGCCUGUCCACGCUGACGGACAGCCGCUUCCCCAGCCCGCGCAUGCACUACCCGGCCACCUUCACCUACACGCCCACCCCCGUGACCUCCGGCAUGUCCCUGGGCAUGUCCACCACCACCCACUACCACCACACCUACCUGCCGCCCCCCUACCCGGGCUCCACGCAGAACCAGACGGGCCCCUUCCAGACCAGCAGCACCCCGUACCUCUACUACGGAGCCUCCGCUGGCUCCUACCAGUUCUCCAUGGUGCCGGGGGGAGGCGACCGCUCCCCGUCCAGGAUGCUGCCCCCCUGCACCAGCGCCUCCACGGGCAGCUCCCUCAUCAACCCCAACCUGCCCAACCAGACGGACAACGGAGGGGAGGCCGACGGGAGCCACAGCAGCUCCCCCACCGUGCUCAACUCCAGCGGCAGGAUGGACGAGUCCGUCUGGAGGCCUUAUUGAGCA